GUAUCUUCCGUGCCUUGUCCUCGGCCUAUACAAGGAUAAUUUAAAAAUCCGCACAUAUCCGGAAUACAGGAUGGAAGUUAACAUCCACACAGAAAUGAGCCAACCUUCAGCUACGACUUGCCGUCAUCGUAGGGGUACCGCCUGUGACGAGUGCCGACGCCGGAAACUGCGCUGCGACGGACAGAAACCUCAAUGUGGACUCUGCCUGGGCACGGGAGUCGCUUGCGUGUUGACCCAGCGGAGUGCGCGAGGACCUAAGAAAGGUCACUUGCGUAAUCUGAAGAACCGACUCGUGCAUCUCGAGGCCUUGCUGGAGAACCGAGUGCCGGCAGAGGAUACGCAACAGGAUCCCCACACCUUUGGCGAGUAUAAUGGCGACCCAUCACUAUUACCCUCGGUAAGAGCUGGCCAUGCGGGUGAGGUUGGCACAUCUGUGCCGUGGAUUUCUGCGGGUACGGUGACCUCCAAUUCAAAGUACGAGCGGCUUCUACAGCCCGGCUUGACACCUAGUGUACCUUCUUUCUCUCAAGGGUCCUUCGUCAGCCCAACUAUAUCCGGCCAUGGCACGCCGUUACAGCGCAUUACCAGUCUUGUGCAGGACGAAUUAGACCAACUUUACCUGGACCGUGUCCAUCAUUCUAUCCCAAUCCUUCAUCAGCGACGAUAUGUCUCCUGGUCCAAAUCCAGUACCAAAACGGAACCGCGUAGAUGCUUACAGUAUGCAAUGUGGACACUAGCCGCAUUGCUCUCCACCCAGUUCCGAGACAUGAUAGAACCGCUGUAUCAGGAGACAAAGCGCAUGCUCGACCAAAUCACUGCUGGAAAAAAUGAGGACAGCAAUAUUGACACCGAAAUUGGCCAAGCCUGGAUUCUUCUCGUCACCUUUGAGUCAAUGCGCACAUAUCAUCGACGGGCAUGGAUGAGCGCCGGAAGUGCGUUCCACUUCGUGCAAGCCAUGCACUAUCAUGAGAUUGACAGCCUGGAUGGCGAAAGAGGCUCGGCUCAUGCUCAGCGUGGUGACUUUAUUGAGGUCGAGGAGAGACGUCGGGUGUUUUGGAUGGCGUACGUUCUGGACCAUAUCAUCAGUAUGCGCGACGACUGGCCAAUCACUCUGAAUGAGCAUGUGGUAAGAAUGACCCCAGCCCAUUAUUAUAUACAGUUUUUUUGUAUUCAGUUUUGUAGAUCUGCACCCGUCUUCCAGCCGCGGAUUCCAAGUUCCAGAACGGAUACCGGGAAUUAGGACCGUUCCUAUCCGAAGCUAUGACGGACUCGACUCUCAUAGUCCGAUCUCCUUUUACCGAGUGCCUCAUCCUCGUUACCAUAUGCGGGCGCAGUCUCCUUCAAAGACAACAGUGUCAAAUAUCCAACGCAUACGGAGAUAUGACAGUCGACUGGACGGAACAGCGGCGAUGACUGGACAGACUCCUCUUGCCAGUGAAGCCAAGCUAAGCC
Aspergillus aculeatus ATCC 16872 is the source of this 1452-nucleotide messenger RNA. RefSeq names its product Zn(II)2Cys6 transcription factor. The coding region runs from base 71 to 1240 and encodes 389 amino acids. Gene Ontology annotation, cellular component: nucleus. NCBI's taxonomy places the organism in Eukaryota, Fungi, Ascomycota, Eurotiomycetes, Eurotiales, Aspergillaceae. The transcript is spliced from 2 exons. Gene Ontology annotation, biological process: DNA-templated transcription; regulation of DNA-templated transcription. The record is from RefSeq and is a predicted model, not a curated record. Gene Ontology annotation, molecular function: zinc ion binding; DNA binding; DNA-binding transcription factor activity, RNA polymerase II-specific.